Microbotryum saponariae is the source of this 1137-nucleotide messenger RNA. Lineage: Eukaryota; Fungi; Basidiomycota; Microbotryomycetes; Microbotryales; Microbotryaceae. The record is from the annotation of a GenBank genome assembly.
AUGCUUGCCGUCCAAAUCCUUUCCUUGUUGGCUGUCGCCCUCCCCGCCUUGGCCUCCCACGGUAAGUGGUAUCCUGCAACUUAGCGAACAGGAUCAGACCUUGUUAUCGCGUGCAACGACUGACCGCGCUUUCGCUACCUCUUCGCCUCUCCAGACGAUACCUCGUUCGGCCUCGACAAGCGAAGCAUGCAACGCGAGGCGUCCGCCCGCAUCGCCCUCGCCCGCGCCCGCGCCGCCCGCAAGGCCAAGCGCUCAAUCGAGACCGACUCGGACAACUUGGCAACCCGCAACUUCGAGGAGGCCUACGCCGCUGUCGGCCUCACCCGUCGCGACUUCGACGACCACAUGGAGAGCUCUGUCCUGAGCAAGCGUUCGCAGCCUAGGUUCCGCUGCACCGUCGGCCGAGAGCGUGAGUUUCCCUCCAUGGUCGAGACUCCACCCCCCCUAUGCCGACGCGCCCCGCCCCGGCUCGCCUACUGACCUCUGCUGCUCGACUUACUUCCUCUUCCGUGAUCACAGGCAACGCUCAAGCCAACGCUGACGCCCUGUGCGUUCGCAACUACCGCAACAAGGUCACGUACGACCCCAAGGUCGCCGUUGUCAAGUGCAACCAAGUUUGCACCAUCACCUGCCCCUCCGGUUACACGACCCAGACGAGCGACAAGGCCACCGUCUGCGUCAAGAACGUCGACAAGUGCAAGGGCAAGACUUGCCCCCAGAGCCCCAACGGUGUGAGCGGCUGUGCUAACGGAAAGUGCACGCUCCAAUGCACCACCCGCGGCUACACCAUCAACAAAGCCCAAAACGCCUGCAUCGCUCUCGGCUCCGACCCCAACAACUGCGGCCGUGUAAGUCCUCUUCAUCGCGAUUCGGGAUACUCAUCGCUCUUCUUCCUGAAUCUUUGCUGUUGGUUCUGCUUCUAUAGGAGGGCAACAAGUGCGCCGCCUCGUACGACCAGAAGCACGCCGCCACUUGCGUCGUCGGCGAGUGCAGCCUUGGUCAGUGGUUUCACUCCUCCCUCAUGCGACCAUUUUUCUAAUCACUGCCGCCUCUUUCUCCCGCCUCCGUACAGAUUGCCCCAGUGGUUUCAAGGCCGGCACCAACCGCCGCAGGCAAAAGACUUGCGUCAAGGCUUAA